Ruditapes philippinarum (Manila clam) is the source of this 1389-nucleotide messenger RNA. RefSeq names its product interferon-gamma-inducible GTPase 10-like. The coding region runs from base 133 to 1347 and encodes 404 amino acids. Lineage: Eukaryota; Metazoa; Mollusca; Bivalvia; Venerida; Veneridae. Gene Ontology annotation, cellular component: membrane. The record is from RefSeq and is a predicted model, not a curated record. Gene Ontology annotation, molecular function: GTP binding. The transcript has 2 exons.
GACGAAAAUAGCCGGCAAAAAGCGGUAAGUACAUUUAUCGUACAGUGUUGCGCAUGCGUGUGAAAAUUACAAAGUUUACAAAACAUACGAAAUUAUUCUCUCAGACGUCGAGGUAGGAAGUAAGAAAGAAAGAUGGCAUCAUCGUCUAUGGCUGAUUUAUCAGGCGUAGAGAACAUCACUAGAACAUUCAAAAGUACACUUGAAAAGAAAGGCCUGACAGGAUUACAAAGUGAAUUAGAUGAAAGUUUGAAAUGCUGGAAAAAUACUAAAAUCGAUAUAGCAGUUACAGGAGCGUCCGGUGCCGGAAAAUCAACAUUCAUAAAUUCAGUAUUAGGUUUGGCUGGAAACCACGCAGCUCCUACUGGAAUUACUGAAACAACGGUGGACGUUAAGUCUUACACUUCGAAACUAUAUUCUAAUGUCGUUUUCUGGGAUUUACCAGGUGUUGGUACUCCAACUUUUCCAAGAGAUAAAUACGUACAUGAAGUGAAACUUGAAACUUUCGACUUCUUCAUUUUAUUAACCCAAACCAGCUUCAGCGAAAACGAUGUCUGGCUAGCCAAUCAAAUACAACAACUAGGAAAAGGAUAUUUCCUCGUUCGGUCACACGUUGGUCAGGAUAUUCGAAAUUAUAAAAAAGCGCAUCCAAAAUGUACUGACCCAAACAAACAAUUAUCCGUCAUCCGCCACAACUGUGAGAAAACACUUAAAGAAGACACAGAAAAUCUCACAGUGAUACCACACAACUUUGAGCAAAUUCGUGUGUAUUUGAUUGACAGCUUUAUUUUGACAGAUUUUGACUUCAACACACUUGUAGACGAUCUGAUCAAGUUAGCAGGUGGAGCAAAGGCAAACGUUCUUGUCUCUGCUCUUUCAUCGGCAACACAAGAAAUCAUUGAUAAGAAAUUCCACGGACUUCUGCAUAGAAUUCUAUGUGUGUCCAUGCAAGCAGGUUUGAAUUGCACUGUUUAUAACCCUGAACAUGUAAUAAAAGAUGUCUUUGCUCAAGAAAGUAAGUUCUAUAGAGAGGUUUUUGAAAUUGACGACAAAACCCUAGGAAGCGUCCCAGAACUACUUAAUCUUUCUAGGCUAGGUGUGGAUAUAAUGGGAACGACGUUGGAACGGAUAAGUCAGAAUCUAAUUCAAUCACAUAUUGAAAGGUUCCAAAAGUGCAUACAUAUUUUAAAGAAAAAAAAUAAUCCGAAUUUCGAUGACUUGAAUAUUAGUUCAAAAAGCUAUGUUAAAAUGAUAUAUGACAUUCUGCUGUUAUACAUGAAAUGCAUGCAUCUCCUUGCCAGUAAUUUGUUUCAAAAUGUACCCAAACAAGUUGUGAACAAACAUUUAUAAAAGGAUGGUAUCAUAUAGAAAUAAAAUAUGGAAAAAAGCAAA